AUGGCGGUCAUUGAAGCAUUCCUGCCAUUACGAGGAAUGUUCUGUGGCCUGCCACUUUCCCUGUUUGAUCAGGCAUUAUUAUGGUACCCAACGUCCCCAACACGAAGACGGUUAGCCAACGACAGCACACCCGCGUACCCAUCAUGGUCUUGGGCCGGAUGGGUGGGCAGUGUGGAUUACCAGUUAGACAUCCUGCACCUCGGAGGAAAUAGAAUUAUCUAUCCCAUGCACGAGUGGUACAGAUACAGCACUGACGACAAUCCUUUGGUAUGCAUACCCGAUAGGGUACCGCAGGAUUCCUCUUUUGCAUUGGGUUUACUCUAUUCUCAUAUCAAAAUCAUCCGCGAUAAUCCCACCUUUAUCAUUGCCUGGGUGAUUUCUAUCAGGAUGACCCUCAACUCAGAAGAAAGCCAUGCGACCCAUUGGUUAACUGAUAUGAUGCAAUUUGUCCCAUAUUUUACUAUAUUUGAUCAUGAAGGCGAUCCUUGUGGGUUUCUCCCUUCUGCUAAUCGAGAUUGGGCGCGAAAGUUCAAAAAGGAAGGUAGACGGGAGUGUGAAUUGGUCCUGCUCUGCCAUGCAGAACAAGCCAGUCAAUAUGGUGUAGGGAACUAUGCAACCACCAUUCAUAGGAAAUAUCAGGUCGUUGACAAUCCUCAUGUCUGCUUCUAUAAUGUCAUGCUGGUAGAAUACCACGGUGACAUUGCUUACCGACAAGGAAUAGGGCUGGUUCAUAAGGAUGCAGUCCACGCUAUCAACCAUUCAUGGGAGAGCAAGAUCUUGAUUCUAGGUUAA
This is a messenger RNA of Aspergillus caelatus, 792 nucleotides long. RefSeq lists its product as uncharacterized. Bases 1 to 792 code for a protein of 263 amino acids. The transcript has a single exon. NCBI's taxonomy places the organism in Eukaryota, Fungi, Ascomycota, Eurotiomycetes, Eurotiales, Aspergillaceae. The record is from RefSeq and is a predicted model, not a curated record.